Raphanus sativus (radish) is the source of this 1253-nucleotide messenger RNA. Its product is annotated as F-actin-capping protein subunit alpha. The transcript has 10 exons. Gene Ontology annotation, cellular component: F-actin capping protein complex; actin cortical patch. Gene Ontology annotation, molecular function: actin filament binding. The record is from RefSeq and is a predicted model, not a curated record. Gene Ontology annotation, biological process: actin cytoskeleton organization; barbed-end actin filament capping. Lineage: Eukaryota; Viridiplantae; Streptophyta; Magnoliopsida; Brassicales; Brassicaceae. Bases 129 to 1058 code for a protein of 309 amino acids.
ACACCGUGUGAAUUGACCGUCACAAUCCAACGGCCAUGAUUAAAUCUCGGCCAUAAAAAGUUUUAUCUGGCCGGCGACAAUAACCCCUCUCUCUCCUCCGUCUUCAUUUGGCAGAGAGAUAGAAAGCUAUGGCGGACGAAGAAGACGAGUUACAGGAGACGGAACUAAGUUACGAUCAGAAGAAAGAAAUUGCGAAAUGGUUUCUCCUCAACGCUCCCGCUGGCGAGAUCAAUUACGUGGCCAAAGAUUUGAAGGAGGUUUUGAGCGAUGAGGAAGUUUACAACGAGGCGGCUAUGGAAGCGUUUCCAGUGUACAACAAGUCGCACAUGAUCUGCCUUGAAAUGCCCAGUAGAGCUGGUGAUGUGAUUGUUUCAUCUUACAGUGAGGUUACUGAGAAUGAGUACAUUGAUCCAAGAACUGCUCAGGUUGCCAUAGUUGAUCACGUUAAACAGAUUUGCACAAAAGUACGACCUGCUUAUGAUGAAGAACUUCCAUCUUCCUAUAUUGAGGAAUUCAGAUCUGCUCUUGAUGCUGAAAUCCAGAGAUACGUAAGUGAAUCUUACCCGAAAGGUGUGUCUACCGUUAACUGUGUGAAAGGGAAAGAUGCCGAUGGUCCAGGGUCGGACUUUGAGCUUGUCGUUAUAAUUACUGCUAGAAAACUCAGUCCUCAGAACUUCUGUAAUGGUAGUUGGAGAUCUGUAUGGCACAUUGAUUUCCAGGAUGAAUCUCAGGUGCUUGAUAUAAAAGGGAAAGUGCAGGUAGGAGCCCAUUAUUUCGAAGAGGGAAAUGUGGAGUUAGAUGCAAAGAAAGAGUUCCAGGAUUCAACAAUAUUUCAGUCUGCGGAUGACUGCGCGAUAGCCAUAGCCAAUACCAUCAGGCACCAUGAGACAGAGUACCUUGCAGCUAUAGAGGUAGCCUAUUCUAAAUUACCGGAUAACACUUUCAAGGAUCUGAGGAGGAAACUUCCAGUGACAAGAACUCUGUUCCCAUGGCAGAACACUUUACAGUUCAGCCUAACCAGAGAGGUAGAGAAAGAACUUGGACUUGGUGGCAAGUGACUAAUUAUCAGACCUCAACCUCAUUUUUUUCCGUUUUGUUAACAAGUUUCUGUGAAGGGGAAUAGUAUCAUCGAUUAUGUUUCUGUUGUGUCUGUAUAUCUGUUUCUUCGUUUGUGGGUUAUGUACAAAACUGCAUGCAAGUGUUGAAUCAUUGAUAUUGUUAGUGGAGUUCAAGAAAUGGGUUUGAAAAGCAAA